Messenger RNA from Panicum virgatum (switchgrass), 3130 nucleotides. RefSeq names its product pentatricopeptide repeat-containing protein At2g15690, mitochondrial-like. Lineage: Eukaryota; Viridiplantae; Streptophyta; Magnoliopsida; Poales; Poaceae. The record is from RefSeq and is a predicted model, not a curated record. Gene Ontology annotation, biological process: RNA modification. Gene Ontology annotation, molecular function: protein binding; RNA binding; zinc ion binding.
ACUUCCGUCACUUGGCUGUCCGUUUGGACCGAAAGUUAACAGAAAUAGAAGGAACAAGUGUCUAUUUUACCCUUUCCAAUCUCCAGCACAGCGGUGGACUGGUGUGGCGGUGCCCCUGCCGCUCAUCCCCGCGUGACCCCACCUCCGGCGGCGAGGUGGGCAGGGGCGACCUCCAGCUCCGGCCGGCGAGGCGCGCGAAGGCGAGCGGCAGCUGCUACGGUCGGCGAGGCGGGCGGGGCCGUGCAGCUCGGGCCGGCGAGGCGAGCGGGGGCGAGCUGCUGCUCCGGUGGCCGGCGAGGCGAGCCGUGGCUCUGGGGCAGUGCGCCAAGGUGAGGUGCCGCUCCGUUGGCCGGCCCGUCGUCGCGUGUGUGUGCCUUUUUCAAUGCAGCUCCGUUGGCCGGCCGGUCGUCGCGUCUCCAGGGUGGAAGACCGUGGACGAGCAUAGAUGCCGCCGCUGCGGAGCGCAGCGUGUCGAGGCUUCACAGCGGGGUGGGGGAAGGCUGGGCGAUGGGGUUGGGGACGACGCGAGGUGCAGAAGGCGUAGGCCGGCAGACGACGUCGCAGUAGGAGGGAGAGGGGGCCGCCGUAGGUCCGGCCGGGAUCGAGGUUAGGGAAGGAGAGGCCGCCGCCGAGCUAGCCGGUGACGGGAAGUUAGAUGCCGCUGCCCUAGGACCAGCUGAGGGGCACUCCGAGGCUAGUAGAUCUCGAACAAGGAGUCGUCCUGUCGUUGGAGGGGACACCUCCGCCUAGCGCAGCGUCUUGGAUUGGCCGGCCACGGGAGGGAGGAGGGUACAGCUGCACUGGAGCAAAACAGUCAAAUAUUGACGGUAGGGGCACCGAAGUCCAGACAAAAUUUGUUUGAUGGCUCGGUAGGAGACACAAAUUUUUAAUGGUACGUGAGGAAUUAAGAAUUUUUAUAAUAGCUCUAAGGGAAUAGCCUCUCUUUUUAAAGCCUUGCUGGCCCAUCUCCUCCAACAAUCUCGCCGUCGCCUAAAACCCCCCAAGCCACUGCCCCAAGCCCUCUGCGCCCGCUCGCCACUCGCCCCUCUUCAAUCGCCAUGGCCGCCAUCCACCUGCGCCCGCUCCGCUCCUCAGCCUUCUCCUCCGCUAGGUCCCGCUCCCUCCUCCACCUCCUCGCCCGCCCACUCUCCUCUUCCCAGGCAUCCUACGCCUACCACCCUCCCCCUUCCCCCGCCACCGCCGCCGCCGCCGCUCCCAACCAUGUCCACCAGCCCCAUCAGCAGCAGUGGGCCCCGACGCGGAACCCUCCUCCCCCCGGACCCCCUCCACAGUGGCCCCCGCAGGGGCAUCCCUCCCCGCCCCAUCCGGGGAACACCCGCGGCUAUGGGCCUCCGCCGCAGCAGCAUGUGCCGCCUCCACCGCCCGGUGGCCACAGACCUCCGCCGCCCCGCGGCUACGGGCCUCCACACCCUCACCAGCAUGUGCCGCCUCCGCCACCACGCGGCUACGGGCCUCCACCACCACACCAUCAGGGGCCACCUCCACCUCCACCGCCCCGCGGAUACGGACCUCCACCACCGCAGAAGCAGGCGCCGCCUCCGCCGUCACGCGGCUACGGGCCUCCACCACCGCAGGAUCAGGCGCCGCCCCCGCCCCACGGCUACGACCCUCCGCCCCCGCAGCAGCACUCUUCUCCGCCGCCGCCUCCUCCUGAACCUGUGGCGGGGCCGGGGGAGCUGAUGGGGCUGUGCCGGGAGGGACGGGUGAAGGAUGCCGUCGAGCUUCUCGCCAAGGGGGCGCGCGCCGACCCGCCCGCCUUCUAUGAGCUCGCAGCCGCCUGCUCCAACCCCAAGCUGCUCGAGGAGCCAGGGCUCCGGAAGGUGCACGACUUCUUCCUCCGCUCGCCCUUCCGCGGCGACCUCCGGGUCAACAACAAGCUGCUCGAGAUGUACGCCAAGUGCGCAGCCAUGCCCCAUCCCAUGCCCCAUGCCCGCAGGACGUUCGACAAUAUGCCUGACCGCGACAUGGACUCGUGGCACAUCAUGAUUGAUGGCUACUCGGUGAACGGGCUUGGGGAUGAGGCCCUGCGGCUCUUCGAGCUGAUGAAGGAAUGCAUGGCACCGACCAGACACACCUACGUGCUUGUGCUCAAUGCUUGUGCCAACUCGGAGGCCAUUGAGGAGGCAUUCCUUUACUUCGAUGCCAUGUCCAGGGACCAUGGCAUUGAGCCUGGUGUGGAACACUAUGUUGGGAUCAUUGAGGUCCUGGGGAAGUCAGGGCAUCUCAACGAGGCUAUGGAGUAUAUCGAGAAACUACCGUUCGAGCCCAACGCCAUGGUUUGGGAGUCAGUCUUGAACCUGGCACGUAUGAAUGGAGACAUUGAUCUUGAGGACAGAGCAGAGGAGUUGUUGGUGUCGCUUGAUCCAUCCAAGGAAAAUCCUAAGAAGCUACCAACCCCACCUUCAAAGAGGCGUCUGGGGAUUAAUAUGCUUGAUGGCAGGAACAAGCUGGCAGAGUACCGGCUGCCACCCAAGAUUGAAAAGAAGGUGGUCAAUGAGCAGAGAUAUGUCCCAGAUACAAGGUAUGUGCUGCAUGACAUUGAUCAGGAGGCCAAGGAGCAGGCACUGCUGUACCAUAGUGAGAGGCUGGCGAUUGCUUAUGGCCUGAUUAGCACCCCAGCAAGGACUCCGCUUCGCAUCAUUAAGAACCUAAGGAUCUGCGGGGACUGCCACAAUGCCAUCAAGAUCAUGUCAAGGAUCGUUGGGAGAGAGCUUAUUGUUAGGGACAAUAAGAGGUUCCACCAUUUCAAGGAUGGAAAGUGCUCUUGUGGAGAUUAUUGGUGAAGAUGGAUGGCCAUCCAAAUGUGGUGUGACAUUGAAGUCUUCUUCUUGUCAGGAUUGCUGCUGUCCUAUAUGAAUAUAUGCUGACAGCCAUGGUUUCAAUUCAUAAUAAGCAGUAUAAGGUAUCUGAUGUACUGUCUCAUCCUUAAAUAUACUUAGCCUAUGCUUAAGGUCCUUGGCUCCUAGCACUUGUAUAUGUGGCUCUGUGCAAGAUUAUCAGUUCUUGAUGCAGUAAUUGAUCCUGCAAUCCUUCUUUGUAUCAAUAUUAUUGUUUAUUUGGGAAAUAUGUGCUUGUUUGGAAUAUAAUUAUAUGGUUGUUUUUUUCUAAA